Messenger RNA from Vicia faba (fava bean), 1362 nucleotides. NCBI's taxonomy places the organism in Eukaryota, Viridiplantae, Streptophyta, Magnoliopsida, Fabales, Fabaceae. The record is from the annotation of a GenBank genome assembly.
AUGGAUCGUAUCAAUAAUUUAACCAAGAAAAGAACCAUUCUGUUCAACAAAUACGAGAUAGGUAAAACUCUAGGUCAAGGAAAUUUCGCCAAAGUGUACCAUGCAAAAAACGUUAGCACGAACGAGAGCGUGGCUAUAAAAGUGAUUAAGAAGGAGAAGCUCAAGAAAGAGAGGCUUAUGAAACAAAUCAAACGCGAAGUUUCUGUUAUGAGUCUCGUUCGUCAUCCUCACAUUGUUGAGUUGAAAGAGGUUAUGGCGAACAAAGCCAAAGUGUUCAUGGUCGUUGAAUACGUCAAAGGCGGCGAGCUUUUCGCCAAAGUUGCGAAAGGGAAGAUGAAAGAGGAGAUUGCGAGGAAGUAUUUUCAACAAUUGAUUAGUGCUGUUGAUUUCUGUCAUAGUCGCGGUGUUACGCAUCGUGAUUUGAAGCCGGAGAAUCUGUUGUUGGAUGAGAAUGAAGAUCUCAAGGUUUCGGAUUUUGGAUUGUCGGCGUUGCCGGAUCAACGAAGAUCCGAUGGGAUGCUUGUUACGCCGUGCGGGACUCCGGCGUACGUUGCGCCGGAGGUUUUGAAGAAGAUUGGAUAUGAUGGAUCGAAGGCUGAUAUUUGGUCUUGUGGUGUGAUUCUGUAUGCUUUGCUUUGUGGAUAUUUGCCUUUUCAAGGGGAGAAUGUGAUGAGGAUUUAUAGUAAAUCUUUUAAAGCGGAUUAUGCUUUGCCGGAAUGGAUAUCGCCGGGGGCCAAGAAAUUGAUUAAGAAUUUGCUUGUUGUUGAUCCUGAAAAGAGGUUUUCGAUUGUUGAUAUUAUGAAAGAUCCUUGGUUUCAAGUAGGGUUUAUGAGACCUAUUGCUUUUUCGAUGAAGGAAUCUGCUGUGGAUGAUAACAUUGAUUUUAGUGGUGAUGAUGAAGGGAAUUGUGAUGGGAGUAAUGCUGAGGCUGUGGCUGGGAUCGGUACCAAACAUGCCAGGAGGCCGUCUUAUAAUGCGUUUGAGAUCAUUUCGUCCUUGUCGCAUGGAUUUGAUUUGAGGAAUUUGUUUGAGACUAGGAAGAGAUCGCCGUCCAUGUUUAUAUCGAAAUUGUCUGCCUCGGCUGUGGUUGGGAAGCUGGAGAGUUUAGCCAAGAAGCUGAAUUUGAAGGUGACGGGGAAGAAGGAUUUCAUUGUGAGAAUGCAAGGGGCCACGGAGGGGAGGAAGGGGAAAUUGGGUAUGACGGUGGAGGUGUUUGAGGUUGCGCCGGAUGUGGCGGUGGUGGAGUUUUCUAAAUCAGCUGGAGAUACUCUAGAGUAUGUGAAGUUCUGUGAAGAUGAAGUUAGACCUUCUCUCAAAGACAUUGUGUGGAGUUGGCAGGGUGAUUCUCAUUCAUCCUGCUAA